AGCUGGCACCGACCAAUGCUGACUGCAUGCAUGCCAACGCGACUGUCUGUGGCAGUCCGAUCUGCAGGCAUAGCUCCGGGCCGAAGAAGAGAAGGAGUUGAUGGAGGCACAGUUCGCCAAUCGCUUGCAUGAGACCCUUGCAACAAGCCUAAAGCCAGUACAAGUCAGUCAAUAUUGCUUGGUGGGCCGUCUUCUAAGUUUCAAGUGUUCGGCGAAACGAGGCGCUCAGUUUUAGACAUUCAAAAUUCCACAAUCUUCCUAUUGUUGCGCCUUUUCCACUUUUCCCAUUGCCAGUAUUCCUUCUGGAAGUUUACUUUGGAGUCAGUGUAGUGUCCAGAGGCUGUGGUGCUGGAGACAUGAGCGGUGCUGUGCUCAAAGAAGGCUUUCUUGUAAAAUCUCCUCCUCUCGAGAGUAGAUUAUCGCAAUGGAGAAAGCGCUAUUUUCGGCUGAGAGAGUCGGGCCAUUUAGACUACUACAGUAAUGAAAAGAAGGAAGUGAAGGAUAAGAUUGAUGGCAUCAACCUGGGAAAUUGCACGGCAGUGGAGUUAUUGUCGGAGUAUGAAGGCAAGGAUUUCUGCAUCAGAGUCAGCACGGCCGACAGAGUGUACGUGUUCAAAUGUGGCAGCGACGAUGAGGUGCAGGACUGGUAUAGGCACAUCAAGGCAGCUAGAGACGCAGCCUGUGGGAUACAGCCUGUCAGUGUUGACGGUGGAGAUCUUGGAGCAUCGGCACGCCCACUGCCAACCCUACCUCGAAAUGAUCCUGCUGCCGCUGCUGCUGCUCCUGCCAAUCGCAGUCUUUCCCCAUCCGCCUCGUUUGAUGAAACAAAGCGACCAAAAAACAAGCGAGUAGAUACAACCAAGGGAAGAGUGUCGUAUCCUGAAAUAACACCACUAAGCAAUCAUCACUCGGCUGGAUACCCGGGUGGCUCAGCCUCAGGUACCGCUGGUGCUGCUGGUGGUCUACCACCUUCGCAUGGUCCAGGUGAUGCUAGAGGGUCUAUAAGUGCAUCUAGUGGCAGACCGCCAAACAGAAAAGAUGGCUACACCAAAAUUGACUUCUCAAGCAAGCAGCCUAAACCACCACCAGCAGCAGCAGCAGCAGCAGGACAGAAACCGGCACAGCAGCGUAUCAGCUACACACCAGUGGAGAUUAGAGGGAAACCGUCGGAGUCUAACACUGUACAAAGUGUAGCAGCACCGGCUACUGCCAAUCGUAUCAACUACACCCAGGUGGAUUUGAGUGCCAAAUCUCGCCCCAAGUCGAACACUGCUUCUGCUGGCAGUACUAAGAACGCGGCGUCACGAGUCAGCUACCAUCAAGUAGAUAUCUCUAAGACGGAAAACUAUCGACGCCCUUCUGCAGAGGCUGCCGUGUCUGCAAGUGUGCCACCAGUGCGAGCGUUUGGCGAGGACGAGCACAGUGUACAUCCAUCGUCGUCAUCGGCACCGACUGAAGAGUAUGAGCAAAUGGAUCCAGCAGCUGUGAUUCCCCCAUCGGCCCUGGCGAACCAAGAUGAGUAUGAGCACAUGGGGAGUGUGGAACCACCAACCCUGCCGCAACCAGGACGCCCUAAGCCAGCGCCUCGUCACUCGCUACGCUCAGCAAAUAGAGACUUGCCUGGUUUACCGCAGCCAGGUAAUGGUGGCCUGCCAGUUCUGCCACCCAGACCAAGAUAAGCAACAAGCUCACGGUGUACCUCCAUGCAGUGUGACAACUGUGAUCUCCUCCUGGCAUGGACCUUGUUGGUGUUACUGGCGUUGAUCGGGAACCAACCCCAAUGUAUGUUUGUAAGGUAGCCGAUCGCUCUUUCUUCACGGGAUGAUCGACCUUGAACCCUUUUCAGAACCGUUCGUAUAUCUUUUUUUCUCUCUUUUAGACCACGCAAAGCUCCUGUAGCUAAUAUCCUCGAUGAUAGAAAAAGCGGACUAGAGUAUGGCUAAAUGCAUAUGGGCUGCUUGGACAAUUUCUGCUGUACCCUUGUGCCCAGCUGGCUCUAAAGCACAUAGAGAAUCCUCUGUUAUCUAUCAGUGGCCUUUCCUGUUUUGUGAUAGAAAAACAGCCUAGCAGGAUCUUUGAAAGUCGCAGCAUGCUUCAAAUCCUUUAGAAUUAGAGUGUAUAUUGGUGUACUUGAGCUGCGCCAUUGGCGAAUAGAUGCAUGAGCUAAAUUGUUAAAAAAAACAUAUUUAUGUAGUAGCUGUUUAUGCUUCCAGUAUGCCUGUACACAGUAUGUAUUGUCGGCAUGCACACUGCUGUGAUCCCAAGAUUUAUUGCAAUACUUCAGUAGUUACGAGUAUUGUUCGUGCAACGUGGCUUUUAAUUUUGA
Sycon ciliatum is the source of this 2326-nucleotide messenger RNA. RefSeq lists its product as uncharacterized. Gene Ontology annotation, biological process: signal transduction. Gene Ontology annotation, molecular function: signaling adaptor activity. Gene Ontology annotation, cellular component: cytoplasm. NCBI's taxonomy places the organism in Eukaryota, Metazoa, Porifera, Calcarea, Leucosolenida, Sycettidae. The record is from RefSeq and is a predicted model, not a curated record. Bases 357 to 1679 code for a protein of 440 amino acids. The transcript is spliced from 8 exons.